UCCGAAAGACCCGAGUUUAUCCAAAAUAUUUGGCUGAUUACUGUGUAGGCCAGUCGAGUGUUUCCAGGUCGAGUGUGUCGAAGGUGAAGGACAUCUCAGGGAUGGUCAGCUCCAGAGCCGUUCCCCCAUCAAGGAAGAGGAAGAGAGAUGCUGAGCUGCAGGUGGACCACCAGAGGCUGGAGGACAGGCCUUCAACCUCAACACCAUCUGCAGACACGACACCAGAGGAACCUCUCUCCAUCCACGGCCACACCGUAGAGGACUUCCAGGACAUCUAUCACUCCACGGUGGAUCCCAUGCUACGGAUGUCCUCUGCUCGGCUGCGUCCCUACAGCCUGAGGCUGGGUCUGAGGAUCAAGCAGCGCCUGUGGGAGACACUCAACCGUCCCAGCUUUUGUGAGGAAGAGCAGGCUGAUGGAUCCAUCCGCAUCAGAGAGAUCUUCUCCACACCAGGAGCUGCUCCUCCUCGCAUAGAAGUGGACAUCAGUGAAGAGCCUCCACCUCACUGACCCAGGUGAAAGAAGGCCAGGUACUGAACCAGUAUGUGAUUUAUAAUUACUGCUGUAAGUAUUGUAAAUAUCGCUGUAAAUACGUAGCAUAAGUAUAACAAUUUCAGCAAAUGUGUUUUUCAUCAUUUUCUUUUUUGAUGAUUGUGCAAAAAGUAUUACUAUGGAUUUUGUUAUAUUUACAUUGAGGUGUGGUCCCAUUUUAAUGAGUCUGUGGUCCUGGUCUUGUUAUUCCAUGUUGGGUUUCAUGUCAUGGCUUUUUGAGAGUCUUGCUGUUGUGGUACUUUGAGUUUUGGUUUCUUGUCUUGAUUGUUGCAUGUUGUUUCGGGUUCAGGUUUUGUCUUUUGCAGGUUGUUUCGAGAGGUGGUCUGCAGGUUGUUUCAGGUUUUGUCCUUUGCAGGUUGUUUCGGCUGGUGGUCUGCAGAUUUUUUCAGGUUUUGUCCUUUGCAGGUUGUUUCGAGAGGUGGUCUGCAGGUUGUUUCGGCUCAGGUUUUGUCUUUUGCAGGUUGUUUCGGCUGGUGGUCUGCAGAUUGUUUCAGGUUUUGUCCUUUGCAGGUUGUUUCGGCUGGUGGUCUGCAGAUUUUUUCAGGUUUUGUCCUUUGCAGGUUGUUUCGGCUGGUGGUCUGCAGGUUGUUUCGGGUUCAGGUUUUGUCUUUUGCAGGUUGUUUCGGCUGGUGGUCUGCAGAUUGUUUCAGGUUUUGUCCUUUGCAGGUUGUUUCGGCUGGUGGUCUGCAGAUUGUUUCAGGUUCAGGUUUUGUCCUUUGCAGGUUGUUUCAGCUGGUGGUCUGCAGAUUGUUUCAGGUUCAGGUUUUGUCCUUUGCAGGUUGUUUCAGCUGGUGGUCUGCAGAUUGUUUCAGGUUUUGUCCUUUGCAGGUUGUUUCGGUUGGUGGUCUGCGGCUUUCAUAUUCAUCUGUCAUUGUUUAGAAGUCUUGUUCAUCUCUUGUGUUGUUUUGUUGGCUUGUAUGAUUGUUUUAUGCAGGUCCUGUCGUUCAUGGCUGUAGUGUUGCUGUGCUUUGUCUUCUCGGUUUCCGGUUCCUCUGCCUUCAUGUUUUUCAGAUUUUACAGUUUUGUCUUGAGAUAUUUUUCAGAUCCAGUAACCUCUGCUCUGUCUCCAGAUCCGCCUUACAAACAGUUGACAGCUGAACUCCAGUACUGCUCAUUUUAUCAGCAGCACUUUCCUCUGAAACAAACUUACAUUCACAUUUCCACAAAUGUAUAUCAACUCGCGUAUAUAACUUAACUCUCCAGACAAAUA
Misgurnus anguillicaudatus (oriental weatherfish) is the source of this 1761-nucleotide messenger RNA. The record is from RefSeq and is a predicted model, not a curated record. Lineage: Eukaryota; Metazoa; Chordata; Actinopteri; Cypriniformes; Cobitidae.